Branchiostoma belcheri (Belcher's lancelet) is the source of this 2255-nucleotide messenger RNA. Its product is annotated as 3-ketoacyl-CoA thiolase, mitochondrial-like. Gene Ontology annotation, biological process: fatty acid beta-oxidation. Gene Ontology annotation, molecular function: acetyl-CoA C-acetyltransferase activity. The record is from RefSeq and is a predicted model, not a curated record. NCBI's taxonomy places the organism in Eukaryota, Metazoa, Chordata, Leptocardii, Amphioxiformes, Branchiostomatidae. The transcript is spliced from 9 exons. Bases 11 to 1201 code for a protein of 396 amino acids.
UAAAUCCAACAUGGCGCUGAGUCGAGGAGUUUUCAUCGUGGCCGCCAAGCGUACGCCCUUCGGCGCGUUUGGCGGGAAGCUGAAGGACCUGACGGCCACAGACCUGAGUGAGAUCGCCUCGCGGGCUGCCCUGGCCGCGGGCAACGUGCCAGCCGAGGCCGUCAGUUCUGUGGUCGUGGGGAACUGUAUCCAGAGUUCCAAGGAUGCAGCGUACAUCUCCCGCCAUGUUGGCCUGCGAGUGGGCGUCCCCGUGGCAGCCUCGGCUCUUACCAUCAACCGUCUGUGUGGGUCUGGGUUCCAGGCUAUGGUCAACGGAGCACAGGACAUUAUCAUGGGUGAUGCAGAGAUUGUUCUGACAGGAGGGUCAGAGAGUAUGACACAGGCACCCUUCGUCCUGCGGAACGCUCGCUUCGGAACCAGACUGGGAUUGGACCUCAACCUUGAGGACACCCUGUGGACAGGCCUGACUGACCAGCACAUUAACACUCCCAUGGGCGUGACAGCGGAGAACCUGGGAGAGAAGUACGACAUUUCCCGCGAGGACUGCGAUAACUACGCCAUCAGGACACAGUCCAGGUGGAAGGACGCACAUGAUAAUGGCAGGUUUGCUGAAGAGUUAGUACCAGUGACAGUGAAAGGGAAGAAGGGGAAAGAAGAGUUUGCGGUAGACGAGCACCCAAGACCUCAGGCCAACAUGGAGGCCAUGGCCAAACUGCCGCCUGUGUUCAAGAAGAACGGAAGGGUCACGGCAGCCAAUGCCUCGGGUGUAUGUGAUGGUGCUGCAGCCGUGGUGAUUGCAGGAGAGGACGCUGUGAAGAAGUAUAACCUGACUCCCCUGGCCCGGCUGGUCGGUUAUCACUACUCCGGCUGUGAGCCGAGCAUCAUGGGUAUUGGCCCCGUACCAGCCAUAGAGGGACUGCUGCAGAAGACUGGGGCAAAACUGGCUGAUGUAGACUUGGUGGAGGUGAACGAGGCCUUUGCUGCUCAGUACUUGGCUGUAGAGAAGGCUGCAGGGUUGGACCCAGAGAAAACCAACGUGAACGGCGGCGCGAUCGCUCUCGGACAUCCGCUGGCCGCAUCGGGCGCCAGGAUCACCGGUCAUCUGGUGCACGAGCUCAGGCGGAGAGGUGCGAAGCAAGCCAUUGGUUCAGCCUGUAUUGGAGGAGGCCAGGGCAUUGCAGUGCUGCUGGAGAGUGUGUGAACAUCAUGCUGUGACACAUCAAUACACAAUACUGCCUAAAAAUCACAAAAUAUACACAUAAAACACUGUCUUGAACUAAAUAGAACACUGAAUGGUAUAUGGAUUCUUUUUACUAGUAAGUCAGUGGCCUAUGUAACAUCACCAUCUAAACCAGAAACACAUCUAAAUACUAGUAAUAGGUUUUAGAGGUACAUGUACAGCCAUGCAGGCGACAAAUUUUGAAAGCAUAUGAAUGGUCAAUUUGAGUGAUGAUAUUGUUCAUUUGUGUUACACCAAGCUACAUUGUACUUCUUCACCUUUUUUUAGUGCUAAGAAGAUAUCUAUAUCAUAUCAAAUUGCUGUCCUGAGCAGUAACAACAGUAGUGACAGUAACAAGUGAAAUGUAGGGAAACCUGACAAAAGUAAACUCUACAUCUAGAGUGUAAACAGUUGCAGUGGAUUUGUCUACAUUGUGAGAUUGACAACUUUGUAGUGAGGCUGCUUGUGUCAUGUUGAAAUUCAAUAUUUGAAGUGUAAGCUACUGAAUGUGACAACUAUUUACCAACUAUUUAUUUCUCUGCAUCAACAUUCUGUAGCAAUGCCAUACAUGUAUCUGUUCCAUUGUACUGUAUACAAACUAGAACCUGUGUAGAAAUGUAGCCUGGUAUAUAAUAUCUUUGAAGGUCUUGCCAAUUUAAAACCAUUCCAUUGAAAAAAAUCCAUGGCUCCAUUAAUGCAAGCAGUUUUUGCUCUAGUUCUAUCACAUUGUCCUCAUAAUCAUAUAAUCAUACCUUUGUCUUUGACUGUCAUGGUUUGAUUAUAAAGCCUAAGCCCAAACUCUCAGUAUAUUUUGUCUUCCAUGCUUAAAUUGUUGAAUAAUAGAACCAACUUUACAAAGUCGAAGUCUAGUGACUUGCACACUUUAUAUGUGUUACUCUCAAUGCUGCAGUUUGAUGAUGACUUUACCUAGUACAUUGUACAUGACUGUACAGUGUUAUGAUGCGGAAAAUGGAUUACUGCUCUUACUGAUGGCUUAUUGAUAUGCAAAUAUAUGUGCUUCAUUAAAUCUACAAAA